Molecule: messenger RNA, 1803 nt
Organism: Camelina sativa (false flax)
Lineage: Eukaryota; Viridiplantae; Streptophyta; Magnoliopsida; Brassicales; Brassicaceae
Biological process (GO): tRNA processing
Molecular function (GO): sulfurtransferase activity
Source: RefSeq, a predicted model, not a curated record
AAGAAAAGGAGAUAAGAUAAACCCUCUUUGCUCACUCGGAAAUAUCCUCCGCCGGCGAGUUUCGAUGUUCUCCGCCGUCGCCAAACCCUUCCUCUCUCCUUCACCACCGCUCUUUCGCCUUCCUCUUUCUUCUUUCUCAGUUUCCUUCCGCGUUAUCCCCUCAUUCUUCUCCUCCUCAUCCUCGUUCUUGCCGUCUCCUCAAUCUUCUAAUCCAAUCACGCCUCUCUUUUCCUCGAGCCGCCGCAACUGUAGUCGCCAUGUGUUUAUCGUUGACCAGUACCUCACAUGUUCCAUGCCUGAGAAGCCUCUUCGUGUCGCCGUACUCCUCAGUGGCGGCGUCGAUAGCAGUGUCGCUCUCCGUCUCCUCCACGCCGCUGGUCACUCCUGUACCGCUUUCUAUCUCAAAAUCUGGUUUCAGGAAGGCUUUGAGAAUUUCUGGAAUCAGUGCCCUUGGGAAGAUGAUUUGAAGUAUGCAAAGCAUGUUUGUGAGCAGGUUGAUGUUCCUUUGGAGGUUGUGCAUUUAACAGAUGAAUAUUGGGAAAGAGUUGUUUCCUACAUUAUUGAGGAGUAUCGUUGUGGACGUACACCUAAUCCAGAUGUUUUGUGUAAUACUAGAAUCAAGUUUGGUGCAUUCAUGGAUGCAAUCAGUGAUAUGAAGUAUGAUUACGUAGCUUCAGGUCAUUAUGCUAAGGUGGUUCAUCCCCCUGCUGACCAAAAUGAUUCAUCAUCUGUUUUGGAACUGUCCCUAGACAUGGUGAAGGAUCAGACCUACUUCCUCUCACAUCUCUCUCAACCCCAGCUUAAGCGACUGCUUUUCCCACUUGGUUGUGUAAAGAAGGACGAAGUUCGCAAACUAGCCACACAAUUUGAUUUGCCAAAUAAAGAUAGAAAGGAUUCACAAGGAAUAUGUUUCCUUGGGAAGAUAAAGUUCAGUGACUUUGUCGGUAGACACAUAGGAGAGAUGGAGGGAAUUAUAUUGGAAGCUGAAACUGGGGAUUUUCUUGGUAACCAUCGGGGAUUUUGGUUUUACACGAUCGGACAACGCCAAGGUUUGCGUUUACCUGGCGGGCCUUGGUAUGUUGUUGAAAAGGACACAAAGAACAAUGUAGUGUUUGUCUCCAGAAAUUACUACUCAAUCGAUAAGAGAAGGCGGAUUUUCCGUGUUGGCUCCUUAAGAUGGCUUAGUGGGAAACGUUGGGGCAAUGUUAGCAAGCUCCGUUGCAAGGUCCGGCAUGGGCCUGGCUUCUACAGCUGCAGUUUUGAAAUGGAAGCAAAGGGAAAUGUUGCAGUUGUACACCUAGACGAAGACGAUCAAGGUCUAGCUGCUGGACAGUUUGCAGCGUUUUACGAGGGAACCACUUGCAUUGGUUCAGGUGUAAUAUUGGAGUCUUGGGACGAUCAAUGUUUCCCGGUCUGUGCUAAAGCCCUUCAACUCGCAGCGAUGGAAGAUAAAACCAAACUCGGGAAACCCGUCAAAAUCAUGACGAUGCCAGUUGCUACAUCAUCUGCUCAGGCUGAUUCAGGAGAAGCCAGUGCAGAAGAAAAGCUGGUUAAUGCAUGAGAGACGCAAUGCAAGGAAUGGUGCAGUUCUCGGUUUCACCCACAAACUCUGUAGAUUUGAAGCUUUAGCUUGAUAGGUGAUAACAACAUACGACAUUCCACUACGAGCUUCAGGAUUUGAUUGGGAAUGUUGUAUUUAUACAUAAGGUAUACUGUUGAAAAUAAUUUGACCUCCCGGUGAUCAGAUAUGAGUUAAUUACAUAUAUUUUUUUUUCAUCAUUUUUAAUUGGAUUUUAUUAUAUA